Messenger RNA from Somion occarium, 444 nucleotides. NCBI's taxonomy places the organism in Eukaryota, Fungi, Basidiomycota, Agaricomycetes, Polyporales, Cerrenaceae. The record is from the annotation of a GenBank genome assembly.
GACGACGCCUAGACCCUCCGCACCCCACUCAUCCAAGCCCCGUUCUACAAUUCAUCAUGGGUGCUGUAUGUGCAUGUCGGGGCUGCGGGGUAACUCCGGACGUUGCCACCAAUCUGCGUUCUGCCAAAUAUGCCCCUCUGCCUCCAAAUUUGGGGCCUGCCGGUGUGUGUGUAAAGGCUUCAUUGUCUUCUCGCAACUCAGUCAACUACGACUUGGUUUUCUAUAUCGAAGAAGUUUGCAUGGUCCAGCUUCGUCUUCGCGCAUUUUGCGAAGUGUAGUCAGUGUUAAGGUUGGGCUGGGCUCAGCGUUAGCUGAGCGUGGACGCAGGCAAGGUCAAGCUGCCCGGGUGGGUGGGAAUGACCGAGUGACUGUGGUUUUGUGACUACACAUUUGAAAAUAAUGUAUUACUUGUUAUGUACAAAACAAUAAAUGAGUGGACUCGAG